This is a messenger RNA of Drosophila grimshawi, 1997 nucleotides long. RefSeq lists its product as uncharacterized. Bases 537 to 1148 code for a protein of 203 amino acids. The transcript is spliced from 5 exons. The record is from RefSeq and is a predicted model, not a curated record. NCBI's taxonomy places the organism in Eukaryota, Metazoa, Arthropoda, Insecta, Diptera, Drosophilidae. Gene Ontology annotation, cellular component: mitochondrial outer membrane; mitochondrial envelope; nucleus. Gene Ontology annotation, biological process: positive regulation of apoptotic process; mitochondrial outer membrane permeabilization.
CAGUUUUGUUGUGCUUGCGAGCAGUCAUCUUCGUGUUUUUCAACGAGCCGUUUGUGGUUAGUGCUGCAUUCAAGCAGCAGCUUUAAGAGAACUACGCAUUAGGUUUUUACCAGCGUGCGUAAAAGAAAAUUGUAUAUUACACUUCUAUUAAAUGAAAUAGCUCAUUAUUCACUAAGCGUAUAUAAAGAAACGACAGCUGCUAACUUGAGCUAAAAACAUAAAACAAGAAAUUAGUGCAGGCGGAACAGGAACUGUAAAAAAUAAAACGCAUUUUAUCACGCAUACACUGACACAAAAUAUACGACACACAUACAUACAAACGCAUAUGUCUAAUACAAGGGCCGCUGUGGCGAAGAGUUUAGUUCAAUCUGCAUAAAUUAAUACUUGCACCGCAAUAAUAACAAACGGGUUAUUAUCUUUGGACGACGUGUUUAGUACAAAAAUAACUAAUAAAAGAAUUUCGACUGCUGUACGGGCGUAGCGUACAAUAAUAUAUACAAACAAAAAACAUACGUAUACACAGAGAAAAAAACAAAAUGUCUACGACACCAAAAUCGACAGAAGAUUUGCUGGGCGAAUCUUGGAUUGAACUGAGCACAACAGCUGCCAUGGCUGGUAUUAAGAGUCCCGACAGAAUUACACCGCUGCCCUUUAGCAACGGUGAGGAAUAUUUGCGUUUGUUGCGCGAGGCACAACGCGAAUCAAAUCAGUCCAGUCGCGUCGUAUCCCUGGCCAGUUCGAGACGCGAUACACCCCACGAGAGCCCCAAAAGUCCGCCAAACAGUCCGCAAUCGGAACUUUGCCCGGAUGAUGAGCUGCGAAAUGUGUAUAUUAAUUAUUGGACAAAGACUGGCGAUAAACAAAAAGCCGAUAAUGGAGAUUGGUUGCAGAACUGGAAUCGCGGCGCCGACGAGCAGCCACCAAAAGAUUGGAAAUUUGAGCGCUCCAAUUCCGGAGAUGAGGAUGAGAAGAAGAAGAGUUCGGGUUACUCCAUACGCUUAAAGCGUCUGGGUGCUAAUUCGUUGUUCUCCCGCGAAAUUCUCUACUCAUUGCUAGUUACUAAUGUCCUCUCGCUGCUGCUGGGCGCCGGUUUCGGGAUAUGGCUGAGCAAGCGUGGUAUACUACUUACCCGCGUGGUCAUUGACUGAAAGUCGCCGUAUAUGUUUUAACCAACAAUAUAAUAUGCAGCACAGCAAUCCAAUCAAUCAACGGAAAACAGAACAUGCAACGUUCCAUAUAAAUAAAUACAUAUAUAUGUGGAAACAUCGAGAGUGGAUCAGUGUCAAUAACCACAGCCAAACGUAUUCCAGCUCACACCACCCAAAACAAUUUUAACCUACUCAUCAGAUACAUAUAUAUAUAUAUAUAUAUAUAUCCAUACAUAAAUAUACAUAUAUACUUAUAGUAGCACACAUAAGCAUAACUAUGUUAUUUGUAAGCAACAUAAGCUAAUGCCUAGGCAGUGGGUUCAACAGAUUUUUCUGUAUACGUACAUCUAUUUUAUACAGUUUUUAUAAAUACCAAUUACCUUCAUGAACAAACCUGAAGCAAAGGUCGCAUUUCUCUUCGAAUACAGUAAAAUGAUUUCAAAUGAUUUGAGUUCUUUAACUGUAUUUGUUUUGCUGCGUCCAAAGUUGAGGAAAUCAUUAUUCGUGACAUAAAAAAGAAAGAAAAGAAGAAAGAAAAAUAAGCAAGCAUUCUAAGAACAUUGACUUUAGUACCACGUAAACAAACAUACAUAUAUAUCUGAAUAUUCAUGUAGACAUAUUGUAGCUGAAUAAUAUAGAUACAUAUGUAUAUCAAUUAUCAUAUUUUCCGCGUCAGACAUGUUUUGAUUUUCUAGCAUAUAAAAGUGAAAGCUGAAGAGUUCGGCAGGGAGGCAGCUGCCCCGAGCAAAAAAAAAAAUACACACGCACUCACACGUACAUAGUAGUCUUAAGCUAAGAAUAUAACCAUUUUUAUAUUAAAAAUAUUUUUCAAAAUGUAUUUAAAAACAA